Molecule: messenger RNA, 1179 nt
Organism: Carlito syrichta (Philippine tarsier)
Lineage: Eukaryota; Metazoa; Chordata; Mammalia; Primates; Tarsiidae
Product: integrin beta-3-like
Exons: 8
Biological process (GO): cell adhesion mediated by integrin; cell-matrix adhesion; integrin-mediated signaling pathway
Cellular component (GO): cell surface; focal adhesion; integrin complex
Molecular function (GO): fibronectin binding; integrin binding; fibrinogen binding
Source: RefSeq, a predicted model, not a curated record
CCAAACAUCUGCGCCACGCGAGGGGUGGGCUCCUGCCAGCAGUGUCUGGCCGUGAGUCCCAUGUGUGCCUGGUGCUCCGAUGAGGCCCUGCUGCCGGGUACACCCCGCUGUGACCUGAAGGAGAAUCUGCUGAAGGACAACUGUGCCCCAAAGUCCAUUGAGUUCCCGGUCAGCGAGGCUCAGGUCCUGGAGGCUAGGCCCCUCAGUGACAAAGGCUCUGGAGACGGCUCCCAGGUCACUCAAGUCAGUCCCCAGAGGAUUGCACUCCGGCUCCGGCCAGAUGACUCGAAGACCUUCUCUGUCCACGUGCGGCAGGUGGAGGACUACCCUGUGGACAUCUACUACCUGAUGGACCUGUCCUACUCCAUGAAGGACGACCUAUGGAGCAUCCAGAACCUGGGCACCCAGCUGGCCGUGCAGAUGCGCAGACUCACCAGCAACCUGCGCGUUGGCUUCGGGGCCUUUGUGGACAAGCCCGUGUCGCCUUACAUGUACAUCUCGCCACCAGAGGCCCUCCGGAACCCCUGCUAUGACAUGAAGACCACCUGUUUACCCAUGUUUGGCUACAAGCACGUGCUGACACUCACCGACCAGGUGACCCGCUUCAAUGAGGAGGUCCAGAAGCAGAGCGUGUCGCGGAACCGAGACGCCCCAGAAGGUGGCUUUGAUGCCAUCAUGCAAGCCACCGUCUGUGAUGAGAAGAUCGGCUGGAGAAACGAUGCCUCCCACCUGCUGGUGUUCACCACUGACGCCAAGACUCACAUAGCUCUGGAUGGGAGACUGGCAGGCAUUGUGCAGCCCAACGACGGCCGGUGCCACGUGGGCCGUGACAACCAUUACGCGGCCUCCACCUCCAUGGAUUAUCCGUCUUUGGGGCUGAUGACUGAGAAACUGUCCCAGAAAAACAUCAACUUGAUCUUCGCGGUGACCGAAAACGUCGUCAAUCUCUAUCAGAACUACAGCGAGCUCAUCCCAGGGACCACAGUGGGGGUUCUGUCUGCCGAUUCCAGCAACGUCCUCCAGCUCAUUGUGGAUGCCUACGGGAAAAUCCGCUCGAAGGUCGAACUAGAGGUGCGGGACCUCCCCGAGGAGCUGUCUCUGUCGUUCAACGCCACCUGCCUCAACAACGAGGUCAUCCCCGGCCUCAAGUCCUGUGUGGGCCUCAAGAUUGGAGACACG